GAGUCUGAGGCUGACUUGGACGCCAACAACAACAACAGUUUCCAGUUCUCAGAGAUUCUGAGAGAAAACUUGGAGGUGCACUACAGCAGGAGGCAGACGCCCUCAUAGUCAUAGAUUAUGGGGCUGCGGGACGAGGAGAGAGUAGGAACCUUAGAAGAUGCCGCCCUGAAGCGACGGGAGAAACUUUUGGCUCUGAAGAGACGACGUCGUGGAGAGCAGGAGGACCCUAAUGACGAGACCAAUGAUCAAGUGGAGGACGAGCUCCCACCCUCCCAAGUUCUCUUCAGAAACUACAAGCCACAAACUUCAAGCUUGGAAGAGGCAGUACUGCCUGCAGUGGAGCCAGAGGAUGUGGAAACUAUUGUUCAACCACAGAUAGACGAUGGAGAAAGGGCCAAAGAGGAAGUUCAGGUUGAAAUCACGAAUCUGGCUCCCAAAAAAAUAACAUUUGAUUUGAAACGAGGAAUUCAAACUCAGCUGGACAAGUUAGAAAGGCGGACUGACAAGGCCAUUGCUGAAUUGAUCAGACAAAGGUUGAAAGAGGGUAAACAGCAAGAUUUUCUUAUUGCUGUUAAUGCAGGUGCUCGUGCUCAACAGAAGGCAAGCUACGACUCUGAUGAAGACUGAGUCUGUAAUCUUCUUAUUGAUAGAAAUUAAUAUUGGUUUGCAGUUAUUUAAGGUAGGAAUAAAAGUGGCUGUGGCUGUGGCUAUUUUGUAAUGGCUAUAGAGCCCAUUCUUUGUCAGGUUAAGAAAUGCUGUACUGUAUAAUAUUUUUAAUGAGCAAAGCUUACCCUGCUUUUCACACAUGGCAUCUACACAUUAACUCAUUAACUGUUGAAUUUUCAUAGUGGCAGAUUUGUUCACAAAUAUAAUUUUUGUGUCUACUGUACUGUUAAGUGAAUGAUUUGAGGUUACUAAAAUUACAAGUUUUUACUUACCUUCCUAGUUUUGGCUAUACAGUAUCAGUAAUUUGUGUAAAUUGGCAGUGCAUCAUGACAAUGUUAUAUAGUAACAUAUAUUGGACUGAUGUGAAUGUGUGCUGCAAUGUAACAACCUUCUAAUAUACAAGACUAGGCCUUGCUAGAUCAAGAUCUUGUGUAAAACUUUAAUUUAUGUAUAAUGAUCUGCUUGAAAAAGAAAUAUACUAAAUUGUGUAAUAAAAUGUCAUCUUGCUCUUUAAGAUCUCACUUUUAUUGGUAUUUACUGUCCUUGGUUGUUUUACAAGUCACUGAACUAAAAGAGUAUUGAUGCUGUUCAGCAGGAAAAUCAUGGUUACUGUACACCCAAAUAAAAUACAAAAAAUGCAAAAAAAUGCAUUUUUUUUUUUUUAAUUUUUACUAGUUAGUGCUUUGUAAAUUGGUGCCCCAUAGGCUCAAAGUAAUGUUAUGGAGAUCAUAUCUCUUGUCUGGCUUUGACAAAAUAAAAAAAAUACUCCCUAUGAAAUUAUAUAAAAAAUUUGAAAAUAAUUCUUACAGAAAAAUAACUUAAGAAUCAAAAUGUUGAUUACACCAAAACAAUAUAACAAAUCUAGUUGCUUUGGUAGCAUUAACAAAUGAGUGUAGUUGGCAGCCUCCAUGAACAUACAAUAUUUGCUGCCACAAAAUCAUUAUUGUAAGUACUGAACUAUUAUUUUAGCAGGAUGGGUUGCAUAAUUUAGCGCAGCUCAUAUGAAAUAUCACUACAAGUGUCACAUUUUAUGGUUAAGUGUAUUACUUUGGAACCAUGUAAGAUGGCUUCCACGGUCCAUGUUACUUGGUUUGUCUUGGAGGAGAGGCAUGUCAAUAUUCACCAGGGACAACUAUGGGUGUUGCCUGUGAAUGGUUAACAGGGGUUGCCAGGUUUGCUGAUUGUGGUUUGUUUACCAUCUUUAUAACCCCUAGUAUGUUACUUUUUGUAAUAGUGUAUUACAUGUGCUUACUUAUAUGUUGCUACAAUAAAGCUACAGUUACUUAA
Messenger RNA from Procambarus clarkii (red swamp crayfish), 1953 nucleotides. The record is from RefSeq and is a predicted model, not a curated record. Lineage: Eukaryota; Metazoa; Arthropoda; Malacostraca; Decapoda; Cambaridae.